GUUGACUCUCGCUAUACCGCUCUCUACUUGCGACUAUGGCCGAAUCAAGCGUUUCAGCACGGAUCGCCUUCCCUGCCACUGAGGCCGAAUUCAAAAAUGAUGUGCGCGUAUCAUUCGACAAAACGAGUGAGAAAUGGAUUCUGGAAGAUGACAAUGGCGAAGAAUACGAAUGGAAUGCGCAAUUCGAGAAGUGGGUACCUUCAGUCGAUGAGGCUCUCAUGCAGCAACAGGCUUCAAUCUAUGCUAUGAAAGACGUCGACGAGAAUGCGCCGGCUAUCGAUACCAAGAAGCGCAAGGCAGACAUCAAGGCAGCAUCGAAGCAAGACAAGAAACAGAAGACCGACCGACCAAACAGUGCCGUCUACGUAACAGGCGUGCCGCUCGAUGCAAAUAUCGACGAAAUCCACGACGUCUUCAAAAAGUACGGCAUCAUCGAAGAGGAUAUUCACACCAACCUACCCAAGAUCCGCAUGUACGCCGACGACGAGGGCAACUUCAAAGGCGAGGCCAAGGUCAUCUACUUCAAGCCCCAGAGUGUCAGCCUCGCUAUUACCAUGCUGGACGGCACCGACUUCCGCAAGCCAGGAGAGGGAAAUCUGCACGUCGAAUUGGUCGACGACUCAUACUCGAACAAGAACAAGGAUCAGAAGGAUCAGAAGGAGAAGAAGGAAGUGUCUGUUGAGAACAUCAAGAAGAGACGGCCGAAACAGGACCGCUACCUGGCCAUUGAGAAGACAAAACAGAUGAACGCCCGCCUAGCAGACUGGGAUGACGACGAUCCAAGCGUGGUCGCUCCUCCCCCGAAUCCCUCGAAAUAUGCCAAAAUGGUCGUCUUGAAACACAUGUUCACCCUGGAUGAGCUGGACGAGGAUGCGGGUGCUCUGAUCGAUAUCAAGGCCGAUAUCAGAGACGAGGCCUCCAAGUACGGCGAAGUCACAAAUACAGUGCUAUAUGACCUCGAAGCACAGGGCGUCGUUACCGUACGGUUCAAGGAGGCUGAUUCUGCUGCUCUAUGCGCCGAAGCCUUCAACGGACGAUGGUUCGAUAAAAGAAAGAUUAUCGCUUACGUACCUCAGCAUCGCGAGGAAUAUAACAAGAGCAAGGGCAGUGGCCAGGAUGGCCUUCAAGACAUUGACGAGGACGAGCCCGAUGACGACGACGAUGAGAAGGAAAAGGUCGCAGGCUCUGCCCUGGAAGGCCAUCGUACGCUAGAAGCUGAGAAGGAUACUACUGGCAAUCCUGCUGCUGCUAAAUCAUGAAAGUGCAAGACGGUGGCAUCUUAACUUAACGCAAUGGCUUAAAUAAACACCACCACCACCACUACUACUACUACUACUACUAAUUUAGCGGGGCGUUUAGCAAGCAGGAUAGACAGAGCUUAUUAUGUUGUACUUUAGAAGAAGCUUUACUUUGCUAAAUAAGACUAUGCAUCUAAUUAAUACUUAAGCUGAUUUAUACCCGCC
Messenger RNA from Aureobasidium subglaciale EXF-2481, 1463 nucleotides. RefSeq lists its product as uncharacterized. The record is from RefSeq and is a predicted model, not a curated record. The coding region runs from base 36 to 1259 and encodes 407 amino acids. NCBI's taxonomy places the organism in Eukaryota, Fungi, Ascomycota, Dothideomycetes, Dothideales, Saccotheciaceae. Gene Ontology annotation, molecular function: RNA binding. Gene Ontology annotation, biological process: mRNA splicing, via spliceosome. The transcript has 2 exons. Gene Ontology annotation, cellular component: U2 snRNP; U2-type spliceosomal complex.